Molecule: messenger RNA, 1672 nt
Organism: Vicugna pacos (alpaca)
Lineage: Eukaryota; Metazoa; Chordata; Mammalia; Artiodactyla; Camelidae
Source: RefSeq, a predicted model, not a curated record
GGGAGAGGGGAGGAAAGCACAGGACUGCCGGGUGUCAGGGCGGGCUCCGGGGCUGCGUGGUGGGCUCGCUGCCGCCACGCCCCUGGCCCCCGCUGGCCCCACCAAAGCAGACCGCGCGCGUGGGGUUCCCGCAGCGCAGCUUUUCUUCUGCCUUUGCCCAAAUCUCCCUGACGAUGCUCCAGUCCCCGGCCUGGCCAGCAGGCGGCGGCCGCGGGGCAGUGAGCCAAAGGCCGGGUAGCCUGAGUUGGGGCAGGCUUCUCCCUAGCACCUCUCUCCACGCCCCCUUCUCUUACCCAAACUCCGAGAGACCCCAAGGCUGCACUCUGCCCCACCAAGCUCCCACCUGGAAGUGCUCCGCGGAUGGGGAAGCCCAUUUUCUAGAUAAGCCCACUGAGGCUCAAAGGGCCGCGCCGACUUGAUCCUGCGCCCUCACCCUUUAGGAGCGGCUCAGCCCCAGCCCCACCCCUUCCAAGUUGCCUCCGGGCCCUCACCUGCCCAGCCCCACCCAGACUCCUCGCUCACUGCCUGUCUACCCCAUCAGCGCACCCCCGGACGCUAUGGCCCACUCCUCCGGCCGGCCCUGCGUGUAGGAUGGUAGCACACAACCAGGUGGCAGCCGACAAUGCAAUCUCCACGACAGCAGAGCCCCGACGGCGGCCAGAACCUUCUUCAUCCUCCUCCUCCUCCUCUUCGCCCGCGGCACAGGCUCGCCCGCGGCCCUGCCCGGCGGCCCCGACUCCGGCCCCGGCCCCGGGUGACACGCACUUCCGCACGUUCCGCUCGCACGCGGAUUAUCGGCGCAUCACUCGGGCCAGCGCGCUUCUCGACGCCUGUGGCUUCUACUGGGGGCCCCUAAGCGUGCACGGGGCGCACGAGCGGCUGCGCGCCGAGCCCGUGGGCACCUUCCUGGUGCGGGACAGCCGCCAGCGGAACUGCUUCUUCGCCCUCAGCGUGAAGAUGGCCUCAGGCCCCACGAGCAUCCGCGUGCACUUCCAGGCCGGCCGCUUCCACCUGGACGGCAGCCGCGAGAGCUUCGAUUGCCUCUUCGAGCUGCUGGAGCACUACGUGGCGGCGCCGCGCCGCAUGCUGGGGGCCCCGCUGCGCCAACGCCGCGUGAGGCCGCUGCAGGAGCUGUGCCGCCAGCGCAUCGUGGCCACCGUGGGCCGCGAGAACCUGGCGCGCAUUCCUCUCAACCCCGUCCUCCGUGACUACUUGAGCUCCUUCCCCUUCCAGAUCUGACCGGCCGCGCCCGCCGCGCACGCAGCAUUAACUGGGGCGCCUUCUUAUUUUCUAUUAUUAAUUAUUAUUUCUCUGGAACCACGUGGGUGCCCUCCCCACCUGGGUUGGAGGGAGCUGGUGUAGGGGGCGAGACGCCUCCUGCUCUGGGCUGGAGACAGGGCUGCAGACCCCUCCCCACCUCUUGUGGGGAUGCCCCCUCCUGGUGCUCCCUCUGGGUUUCCCUGGUUGUCGUAGCAGCUUAACUUAACUGUGUCUGGGGCCAGGACCUGAACUCGUACCUCCUACCUCUUCAUGUUUACAUAUACCCAGUAUCUUUGCACAAACCAGGGGUUGGGGGAGGGUCUCUGGCUUUAUUUUUCUGCUGUGCAGAAUCCUAUUUUAUAUUUUUUACCACCAGUUUAGGUAAUAAACUUUAUUAUAAAAGUUUUUUUUU